Desarmillaria tabescens is the source of this 1324-nucleotide messenger RNA. RefSeq lists its product as uncharacterized. Bases 109 to 1158 code for a protein of 349 amino acids. Lineage: Eukaryota; Fungi; Basidiomycota; Agaricomycetes; Agaricales; Physalacriaceae. The record is from RefSeq and is a predicted model, not a curated record. The transcript has 6 exons.
CAAAUCAUGAACUUGACGCAUGUUACAACUGACCAGCGAGCGUAAUCGAGUCUAACAUCUCUCCUUGGCAAUAAAGUUACUCCAGGGCUCCAGAUCGGCGCGCGCUACAUGGUAGUUGUCUUUUCCGACACCAGUGAUCUACUUGGCUGGUUACGUUUCAAGGUACUACCAUUUUCUCUGGAUCAUCACCUUCCUAGAUUUGAACUUCAACUGGACGAUCUUACUAGGACUGCUGCAAGGAAUCUACACAUGUAUCUUCGGGCACACCUUGUGGACAAUCUGUGCGCAUAUUGUGCGCCGCAUACCCACGCUGUACUCACAUUCUCAACAGUCUCUAUGAGAGCUACUAACAACAACGCAGGAAGAAAAUUCAUGGCUGCCACGAUCUUCUUGCUCUAUAUCUUUACCACAGUCAGUUUCUCGUUCGAUUGGGCCUUCAAGCGGUAUGCCUAUGUGUCAAAUGGAGAGACGUUCUAUUCAGCCUUUCUGGCACUGGAAGCCAUCGGGCCUUGGUGGAGGACCUAUCGUUUAGUAACCAGCAUUUCUGGGGGUAUCAACACCGUCCUCGCUGAUAUUGCCAUGAUCUGGCGGUGUUGGGUUAUCUGGACUCAUAACUGGCUCAUCGUCGCGCCUGCUAUAAUAUGCACUGUCGCUGGGACGCUAUCCAAGGUCUUUCAGAUCUACGAUUCCAUGACCAACGUCAGCAGUGAUAUAAGCCGCACAUCGGGAUACACCACCAAGAUCGACUGGACAAUCCUAUACCUCUCCUUUACCCUCGCUACGACAGUGCUGACCACCCUGCUUAUCAUCUUUCGCAUCGUCAAAGUCGGGAAUUCAGCCCCCGGUACAGGCCUCAGUUCAUACCGCAGAGUCAUAGAAAUGCUCAUUGAAUCCGCCGCUCUAUACUCCUUAUCCGUGAUUGGUUACAUGGGCCUGGUUGCCAGUAAUGAUCAUAGCGCGUAUUACGCUGACGCCAUAAUGGCGUACAUCAAAGGUAUUGCGCCUACGCUGCUUGUUGCAAGAGUCGCCUCAGGCCAAGGUUUAUCUUCAAACACCAAAUCAUCCCAGGAAAGCCGGUUAUCACCUUUACGCUUUCGUCAACGCUCUUUCAGUCAGGCUCCUGAAACAACGCUAGGAGGUUCGUCCUCUGGGCAUUGAGAUAGAUACUCCACAACGGUCCCUCUCUCUUUAUCUUCUAGAGCAUCUUAUUUUUCGCUGCAUUCGCAUUUGCUAUCCUUAAUCACGCACAAAGAUUCCAUCAUCUGUACUUCUCAUAUCCCUCAGUUUACCUGCUCAUAGAAAUCAUAUUAUAACCACUACUAGC